Molecule: messenger RNA, 1400 nt
Organism: Aspergillus steynii IBT 23096
Lineage: Eukaryota; Fungi; Ascomycota; Eurotiomycetes; Eurotiales; Aspergillaceae
Product: putative MFS monocarboxylate transporter
Exons: 3
Coding region: 147-1400 (417 amino acids)
Biological process (GO): transmembrane transport
Cellular component (GO): fungal-type vacuole membrane
Molecular function (GO): transmembrane transporter activity
Source: RefSeq, a predicted model, not a curated record
CUUUUCUUUUUCCUUUCUCCAGUUUUUCUUGUUGUUCGCAAGCCAGAUUUCUUUGUUCUUUGUUAGUCUACUCACUAACACCAUCCCCGCCUGUUAGCCCGCCUUGGCAGGUUUAAUCCCAGGAAUCGGGGGCAUCACGUCGGGCCAUGGAGAGAAAGCCAGUCACCACGCAGCAAUGGGCACAAGUCCUGUCUGCCUUUGUUGUUUUUCUGAAUACCUGGGGGAUACUCCUUUCAUUUGGCACCUUCCAGGCUCACUGGGAACACAUAGGCCUGUCCGGAAAGUCCAGAUCCGAGAUCUCAUGGGUAUCAACCAUAUGCGCCUUCAUCCUCCUUCUCGGCGGUUUGAUCACCGGUCCGCUCUACGACCAUGGCUAUCUCAGACCGUUGGUCGUUCUGGGUGGGCUGCUCGAGGUCUUCGGCCUCAUGAUGAUCAGUCUCUCGACCGAGUACUACCAGGUGUUCCUGUCCCAGGGCAUCUGCAUCGGUCUCGGCGGCGCCCUGCUCUUCGUUCCCAGCGUUUCCGCCGCAGCAGGCUGUCUGGAAGAGUUUCGACGCGCCAAAUUCAUGGGUCUCAUAGCUUCCGGGGCUGGCGUUGGUGGCGUCAUCUAUCCCAUUAUGCUGCGUCAGAUACAGCUUAGAAUCGGCUUCCCAUGGGCCAUCCGGUGCGUUGCAUUCGUGAUUCUCGCCACUUAUAUUCUCGCCGGGGGCAUCCUGCGCUAUAAGCCCGUCCCCAGCGCCAACGUGCGCCGAGUCAUCGAUCCGUCAGCCCUAACCGACCCGCCGUUCCUGCUUUCGACUAUUUCUUUCUUCUUCGCCGGUAUCGCGUACUACCUCCCUCUCAUCUAUCUGCCUGUCUUCGCGCAGUCCGGCACAGCGGGAUUUAGCAACCCUGAACUCGCCUUUUACCUUGUCCCCAUUCUCAACGCGGCCUCGAUCUUCGGCCGCUUCGCCGCAGGAUUCGCUGCGAUGAAAGCUGGAGCCAUGGAGACAUUUACCUUUGGACUAGCCAGCUGCAUUUGCAUGCUGCUCUGCUGGAUGGCCGUAUCCUCAGGAGCCGGGGUCAUCGUGUGGUCGGCCUUCUGGGGUCUCACGACAAGCGUCAUCGUCUCUCUUCCAGGCGCUAUUGUUCCCCUCCUGUGUCCGUCCCUGGAUGUCUUGGGCACUCGGUCCGGUAUGUUCUGGGGGUGCGCGGCGUUCGGGAUUCUGGUCGGGCCCCCGAUUGGAGGUGCCCUGGUAAAGGGUGCGCGGUGGUGGCCGUUGCAGGUUUUCGCGGCCGCUUGUAUGUUUGUGGGUGUGGUUUUGCUGGUCUAUCCGAUCGGGCCCAUGGAGAGAGAGGCAGAGGCUCGGAAAAUUCCUUCAGCGGAUCCUGUCACUCGUCCAGUUGAUUCGUCGCCCUGA